UUCACAAAGCAGAAUAAAUACAACCAAGACAACAUCAGGUAAUAUUCUUUAUACCGAGUCGCGUGCAUAAUGCUUUCAAUAACUUGCAAGUCAUCGUCUUUUCGUCACUAAUACCACACAUCCAUCAACUUUAAAGACUGUAAUUAGCUCCACUAAUCAAGUCGCUACCGUCACUGUCCAGCUGGGCACUUCCCGACCACCGCCACCACCACAGUGUGGAGGAGAGACAGGGAGACCGAGAGGGAGGCAGGGAGGGAGUGAGGGAAGUAUAAAAGCCGCGACACACAAUGUCGAGGGUUCAGUGUGACAUUCUGAGUCAGAUGAUUGUGUGGCUGUCCGUGUUCUAGAGCACCUGACCGCUGCCGCUCGCCCAUAGGCUGCGCCCUGUGUGCUCUGAAACUUUGGGUGCUCCCCGGCCACCAAGACUGACACUGAUUUGGACGAGGCAUUACUUUCUUACUCUUGAACAAGGAGACUGAUAUUGUGAAUGAAAGAGUUACGGUGACCAAUGAGUCACGCCAGUGACCUGUACAGUGAAGCAGUGAGACUGUGCCGGGGAAGUCCUGGCCACCUGUAGCGGACUCAAGUGUGCGGCAUGAAGGGAGCGAGGAAGUGUGGAGCAGCAUGACCAGCCACCCGCCUUCCCCCUCGUCCUCGUCCUCACCCUCCCCACCCUCCAUCUUUAGGCCCUGGCAGCCUUGCUCCUCGGCACUAGUCACUGCCUCAGCACAAGAUUCGCCCACCACCACAGCCGACAGUAGCAUUACUGCCGCGCCGCAUAGAGCAGGCGUGCAGCGUCUCCAGAAGCAGGUCACGUCCUCCGUCAACAAACGUCCCUACAAGAUGGCAAGAACCGAAGGGCCAGACUCGCCAGCAGCACCGCCUGAAGACAGCAAGUCGGAGGCGGCAUCCUCUCGUCUGCUGGGUCUCAAUCACCGCCUGGCGCACACUCCAAUCUUCCCGGGGCUUCCAGGUCUGGGCGGGCCCUUCGGCAGCUUUCCGGGAACCGGUCCCCUGGUCCCCCUCCUUGACGUGCUAGUGCCGGCGGCGGAAGUAGAACGGGUGUGUGCCCGACGGCCGCGCCCCAAGAGGUUUGGGUGUAAUCAGUGCGGCUCAGCCUUCAGCAACAAGGGUCAACUCAAGGGCCACCUUCGGAUCCACACGGGCGAGCGGCCCUUCGUCUGCGCUCACCAAGGUUGUCAGAAACGCUUCACCCGCAACGAGGAGCUGACCCGUCACCGCCGCAUCCACAGCGGGGCGCGGCCCUUCCCGUGCCCGCUGUGUGACAAACGUUUUGGCCGCAAGGACCACCUCAAGAAACACGUCAGAACACACCAGCGGCUGCCUCCGACCCCUGCUGUGCACCUGCCCCUGCCCCCGCCCCUGUCCCAUUGCCUGACGCCGCCCAUCAUGCCACCCUUGGCCACCACCCUGGCAGCAUCGCAGCCGCUCCUGUACCGCCUACAGCAGCUACAGCAGAUUCACUCCAUGCCGCAGCACUAACGACAAUCCGCGCCGCCUGUACAUACUGUUGAUUAUAUAUGUUGUUACGC
This is a messenger RNA of Scylla paramamosain (green mud crab), 1553 nucleotides long. RefSeq names its product Krueppel-like factor 16. Gene Ontology annotation, biological process: regulation of transcription by RNA polymerase II. NCBI's taxonomy places the organism in Eukaryota, Metazoa, Arthropoda, Malacostraca, Decapoda, Portunidae. Bases 625 to 1503 code for a protein of 292 amino acids. The transcript has a single exon. Gene Ontology annotation, molecular function: DNA-binding transcription factor activity, RNA polymerase II-specific; RNA polymerase II cis-regulatory region sequence-specific DNA binding. The record is from RefSeq and is a predicted model, not a curated record.